CGCAGGCGCGCUGCGGCAUGCUGGGAGCGGAAGCCUCCCUGGCACGGCCUCACGUGACCGCUGACCAAUCAGCGGCGGGGACCCCCCAUGUCAAGUUGUUGUUUCGUUCUCUUUUUCCUGGGGAGCUGAGCAGUGAGACUCGCCAAUUUUGCAAGUUUUCCUCGCCGGUUUCUCGGUAUUCCGUCGGUGAAUAUACACCAAUAUUGCGUCACAGUGAGCGAACAUUGUCUAGAACCUUUGGACGGAGUUGGGAGCAAAUCGGUUCAGGGACCGAUGAUCACCAUUUGCACAUAGCAGUUCAAGCUAAGGCUGGUCAGAUGUCACGAAGGGGUACAGAAGAGCCCCCGUUCCUGUCGGUGGGCACCGAAGUCAGUGCGAAGUACCGAGGUGCAUUUUGUGAAGCCAAGGUCAAAAUAGUCAAGAAGUUGGUGAAGUGUAAGGUGACUUUCAAAAAUGACAGUUCAUCAACACAAAUCACAGAUGACUGUAUCAUCAAAGGACCUCUUAGGGUUGGAGCUCAUGUGGAAGUUAAGGCUGAGGAUGGACAAGUCAGGGAAGCUGUCAUCAACAAAGUGAUGGAUAGCAGUACCUAUACUGUUGUGUUUGAUGAUGGAGAUGAGCGAACAUUAAGGAGAACUUCCCUCUGUCUGAAGGGAGAGAAACACUUUAGUGAAAGUGAGACCCUAGACAACCUCCCUCUGACAGACCCAGAGAAUUUCGGUACGCCGGUCGUGCACGGCAGUAGUAAGGGAAAGCGACGGCGGCGGCGCUGGGGCACGCCCACCCGGGUCAGCAGUGACGAGGAAAGUGAGGAGGAGACGCCCACGCCCAAGAAGUCUGCCUCAAAAUCCAGUAAGGAGAAGGAGACUCGAAAGGUCCUGUGUGUGGAGUCUACAGAUAAGAGAAGAAAUUGGUUUCCAGCUUUGCCUGUGAACCCCAGCAGCGCAGAUGUAAAGCUUACGAGAGGCAAGGACCAGAUAGCAGUGCGGUCAUUCAGGGAUGGCAAAUACCAUGUAGUGAACAAGGAAGACACAAGGGAGUUUAACAAGGAGCAGGCAGAGAGGAUAGAGAGCCCCUCCCUCAAACCUGCUAUUGACUUGGCCAUCAAGUACUUGGACACUGGGGAUGUCCCUGCGUCUUGGGACAACAAUAAGAAACGCACCAAGGAGGAGAGUGAUGCAGAGGAGGAUGAUGAGGAGGAGGAAGAUGAGGAAUCCUCUGAUGAAGACUCUGAAGAGAAGGAAAAGUUCUUAGAGGAUCUGUAUAGGUUUAUGGAAGACAAAGGUACUCCCAUCACAAAGCCUCCAGUACUGGGGUACAGAGACCUCAACCUGUUUAAGCUGUAUGAACUGGUGCAAGGCCAGGGGGGGUUCGACGAGGUGACAAAAGACUGUGGCCUGUGGAAAGAACUGUACAGUAAGAUGGGGAUUCCAGCACAGCACUCGGCAGCUUCGCACAAUAUUAAAGCUGCCUACAAGAAGUACUUGCACGACUAUGAGGAGUUUAAGAAGAAGCAGAAGCAGCAGGGCACCCCCAGGGCACGGGGCAGACCUCCCAAGAGUCCCCGCGGGGCAGACAGGUCUGAGAACAAGGAGGAGGACAGAAAGGACAAGAAGGAAGAAGACAAGAAGAAACAGGACAAAAGGGAAGAGGAGAAAAAGAAGAAGAAAGAGGAAAGUGAAGAUGAGGGAGAUGAAGAUAAGGAUCAAGAGGAAGAAGCCAGACCAAGAAGGGGGAGGAGGCCAUCUUCAGCAAGAAGACCACCUGUGCCAGAGAAGAAAGAAGAAAAGGAUAAAGUAAAGGAGCCCGAGAAGGCUGCAGAAAAGGGCAGCAAGCCUAAAGAGAAGGAUAAAGACAGUAAAGCUUCCACUAAAUCUGAUGAUGAAUCAGACGAUGAAGAAGAUGAUACUGAAACAAAGGACCAGAAGAAAGAGGAUGAGGCCUCUGAUGAUGAUGAGAAGCCGCCCCUAGGAGACUACGCCAUCGGGGAUAAGAUCCAGGUGAAAUAUGGGCGUGGCCGACAGCAAAGGAUCUACGAGGCCAAGGUUCUGGAGGCUGAGAUGGAGGAGGGAGAGCUGAUGUACUAUGUCCACUAUGCAGGAUGGAACGUCAGGUAUGAUGAGUGGAUCAACCUGGAUCGGAUUGUGGGACCAGCUGAUAACAAGUCCAACAACAAAGGGGGUAAAAAGGGAGAGCCAGUCCAUUCGGGAAAGAACGGCAAAACCCCUCCUCCAAACAAGGGCCUGGGGAAGCGGGGUCGCCCCCCGGGGUCGGGCAGGAAGAAGGAGGAAGACGACAAGGAUGAGAAGGAGUCUACAACUUCAGAGCCAGCUCCUCCUACCCCAGAACCUCCCAAGACGCAGCUCAAGAAGACCGACAAGACGGUACAAGUGAAAGUGGAGAGGUUAGAGAAGAUGGAUUCCCCCAGGGUGGCCAGGCUGACGAGGUCCAACAGCACAGCUGAUGCAACGCUGCCUUUUGACAUUGAAGCUUUGAAGCCCAAGAGAACAAGGAGAAGUUCGGGCCAAAGUGUCACAGAGCCCCAACCAUCAGAACCUCCAAGUAGUCCUGAACAGAUUGCUGAAGAAGCAGAGGGGGAAGAGGAGAGGGAAGAUCACUUAAAGAUAGCUGCAAAAGAAAAGGAUGAGAAAACUACAGUUCAAGAGAAGUCAAAAGAAGAGAAAUCAAGUACAGAAGGCACAUCUGAUGACCAAAACCCUCCCGUGGAGGAAGAAAAAGCAGAUGUCAAGAAAGAUGAUGUGAAGGAGGAAGCAGAGACAAAGGAACCUUUGUCAAAGGAGGGAGACAAGGAGGCUGAGAUUGACAGGGAAGACAGCAAGGAAGCAAAGAAGGAGCAAUCAAAGAACAAACGUAGAGAGUUGUCAACCAGAAGAAAAAGGAGGGAGUCUGUAGAAAAGGCUCCACCUGAGAUUGAAGACACCAGGCAAGAAGGUGUGGAGACAGCAAUAGAGCUAGAAAAUACUGAAAGAGUUACCAAGGAGGAGGAAGAGAAGGUUGCCAAAGAGCAAGAGAUGAUACUGGCUGGUGGCGACUCUCAGAAACUUCCUGCUGCAAAGGAUGUUGCAAAGGAGCAGCCAUCAAAGGAUGAACAGAAAGAAGAUCCUGACAAGCAAGAAAUGCCUCUUGAGGAAAAGGAAGAUGGUGACAUAGAAAAGACAGAGAAGAGCAAGAAGAAAUCAGCUAAAAAGGGCAAGGGCCGUAAGUCAGGUGCUGAUCAGAAAAGCAAGGCAGCUGAAGAGAGAAGGCAUACUAAAGAGGAGACUUCACAGUCCUUGGAGCACACAAAAGAAGAAGAUCCGAAGGAUUCUGUUCGGCCACAAAAUGAAGACCACAUCAAGGAAGGGUCAUCCUUCUUGCAAGAUGCUCCUAUCAGUGUCAGCCUCCCCAUAAAAGAAGAAAGAUCUUCUGCAGAAGCGAGUAAAGAAGAGGCCCAGGUAAACAGGAUAUCCCCACCUGACCCAGUCAGCUCUGCCCCAACUGUCACCCCCAACUCCACCAGGUCCAAGAGAGCAUCCUCUCCCACAGAUUCUGCAUUCACCCCUCCCAGCAAGAAGACCAAAGGCAAGACUGACAAGUCUGACAGAUCGUUAGCGAGAAGCGACAGGUCAUCACCAGUCCCCGAGGCCAAGUCAAGGAGAGGAAAGUCCGACAAAGUCGGCCGUACAUCCCCUCGACAGGACAGGUCAUCGCCAGUACCAAGCUCUGGGUCCAACAAGAAGACCAAAAAGGAGAAGGUGGAGAAGGAGAAGUUGGACAGAAUAUCCCCUGUCCUGCCCUCUGUUGCUGAUGCAGUGAAUAUUGAUCAGGAGAAUCAAGUGCCAGAGAAGUCCAUAAAAAAGGAGCCGGAGGAUAACAGAACACCUCCAUGUUCUCACACGGCCUUCCACCCACCCCUCCGGGCAUUGCCCCUCCCAGCAUUCCAGCCACGUCUGUGCCCGAGGAAAAGUCUGAGCCCCCCACAUGAGGAGGCUUUGCCGCCAAGAGGCCAGGAAGAAAGCAAGAGUACUAAAAACGAGAUGGACAUGAACCUUGAGUUGGACAGUGUGAGUGAACAGCCAGGGGUGGGCAACGAGUCCCCCGUUCAGGACAGCAGCACAGCCUCCUCCAGUAGUAUUGGCAGCGGAAACAUGCCCACCAACGGGAGUACCAGUGCCAGUGGGACGGAGGCGGUGACACCCAGCAGGAAACGGAAGCACGAGGAUGUGGACAGUGCGGGCAGCAAGCGGAAACGCAAGCACCACAGACACAAGAAGGGGCGGCACCAUAAACACAACAACGUGAACUGCAGUGACAGUGAGUCGUCUGAGAAGGACAACAAGGAUUCCCACCACAAGCACAAUGGCAGCUCUCCUCGGAAAAGGUCCAGGUCUCCCUCAGACCCCACGUCACCAUCCAGGCCUCCAAAGUUUCACUUCAGUGUUGAAGAAUCCCUGAGGUACCAAGGAGAGGCUAGGAUAGACUUUCUACAGACGAAACUGCAGGAGAUGAAGACAAUCUAUGGAGCCCUGAAAUCUGAGGUGGCCUCCAUCGACCGUAAGAAGAAGAGGCAUAAGAGGAAAGAGCGGGAACGGGCAGAGAGAGAAGCAGCUCAGGCUUUGGCAUCGGCAGCCCACAAGAACAACUCUGGUAACAUGAGCAGUGUCAGCAGUCCUUCCACAGUGUCGGUGGAGUGCAGAUAGGCCUCGUUCACUCCACCAGCUCUUCCCAAGAGCAGCUAGCAAACAAGGGGUUUAUAGGGUUCUGAACAGUCC
Molecule: messenger RNA, 4772 nt
Organism: Branchiostoma floridae (Florida lancelet)
Lineage: Eukaryota; Metazoa; Chordata; Leptocardii; Amphioxiformes; Branchiostomatidae
Product: AT-rich interactive domain-containing protein 4B-like
Biological process (GO): regulation of transcription by RNA polymerase II
Cellular component (GO): nucleus
Molecular function (GO): transcription cis-regulatory region binding
Source: RefSeq, a predicted model, not a curated record